GUAUCAUUCAGCCAUAUCACCAAUGCCAUGACCCAAUCACUAUCAGUGAUCCAUUCGGGUAAAUUUGUCAGUUUAUCAGAUGGCAAUAUCCUUACAUUUUGUCCUUCAUUAAACUUGUUAUUUAUAUCCAUGAAUAAAACGUCAUUAUGGAUCUAUCGUACAAAUGGAGAACGAAUAUAUUCUAUAAAUAACAAGACACCAAUACAAAGUAUAUGUUUUAAUCAAGAUUGGUUUGUCUGUGUUGGGCUAGAUUCAAGUAUUAAGAUAUAUGAUUGUGAUGAUGGGAAGUUGUUGCAGACACACACCAGUGAGAACGUUAAGUUGAUUCAAUGGACGAGCCUUCAACAAUUAAGUGAACAAUUGUAUAAUGUCGAUGUUUUGGGCCAGAUGCCCAAGUUGCCAUUGGUAGAAAAUAGCAGUUUGGAUUACAUGAUAGUUGGUGAUGACCAUAGUGUUAACAUUACAUUUAAUAAUUUAACUAAUGAAACUCAAUUGAAUACGAGCAUAUCACUACCAGAUGGAUGGAUUCCAGUGUUACCCCCUCAAGGAGAACUAUUUAAAGAGUUAAUGUUUUUAAUUAGACGUGAUAAUUCACACAGGUUGCUUUGCUUGUCGUAUAACCUAGAAAACAAAACGUUGUUCCAAACGGUACUUGUCAAGUUAAGUCAUUCAAUAAAUCUACUUCAUUUCAUACAGAAGAAUCUCCAAGACUGCCAUAAACAUAUUGAGUCAAGUUUUCAAAUAUUGGACCGGUUAUUUGAUAAUUUACAAACUGAAAUUGAAGAACCUUUAACUGUCCACUUGAUCAAUAUAGCAUUGACUAAUUUAAUUGAUGAAUCAACAAAAGAUUAUUGGUUAAACUCGAUGGGUGAAAGGAAUUACAAGAGAUUGAGCAAAGCUAUGAACCAUAUGUACGAUGAAGUGCGUCAGGUUAUGUUCAAAUUUGUUAUUACUAGUUUCGAACGAUUGAUCAUAUUACUUUCAGAUUUGAAGGGUAUAACUAUUUGGUUGAACGACACGGAGGAACAGGAUUUUGGGUUGAAUUUGAAUAUUAUUGAAGAGUUGAUUAGCAUGAGUACAUCUUGGAUUAAAACAAGCUAUAGAUUAAUAUUUGAUAUUCAAAAAGAACAAAAAUUGUUUAACGAGUUUAUGGCGUGGGUUAAAGGUUCAAUAAUAGACAAAAUAUCAGAAGAAGAGCUGACAGAUCAAGAUUUCUCGAUUUGUGAUAUCAUUAAAUUCAUUAAUAAUUUGUUGUUGACUAGUCUGCUUGGAAAAUAUUUUGAAUUAUGUGAUUAUUCUAUAUUAAAGUUUAAAUCAGAUAUUAAUCUUUUACAUGAUAUUAAACAGAUAAGUGGAAAGUUCAAAUUAUUGACAAGUAGUGUUAAUAAUUUCCAUAGGUCGGUUAUACAUUUUGAAGAAACUAUUCAAGUUGAACUUCCUCCAUCACAUUAUAAUCUCACAUUACAGCAAGCACAAGGGGAAUGGCUACUAUGCUAUAUGGAGAGCUCUUCUUUAGGAAUUAAGAACUUGACUCACAACAAAACACACAUGUUGACCAAUAUCAAAUCAUACCAGUAUAAUAACAACUGCAUAUUUGCAUUAUCUGAUGAAUUAAUUGUACUAGAUAUUGAUUUCAAUCAAACAUCAAUUGAAAUACCACCGUUAACAUUUGUUCCGGACAAACUUAUCGUUACAAAUGACUAUUGUUUGUUUGCUGACUCGGAUCGAAAUUAUUCAAUUUGCUUGAAUAAAAGUUAGUAAGUUUACUCAUGUGAUAAAUGUUAGUAUCCUUUUCAUAGUAGUACUGGUGUUUUAUAUAGUCACGUAGAAUCUUAUAGAUGUCAUUAUCUUGAAUUAUAAGGGUUUUCAGUCUUAAUAAUUUUAUGAUAGCUUU
Molecule: messenger RNA, 1894 nt
Organism: Spathaspora passalidarum NRRL Y-27907
Lineage: Eukaryota; Fungi; Ascomycota; Pichiomycetes; Serinales; Debaryomycetaceae
Product: anaphase promoting complex subunit 4
Exons: 1
Coding region: 28-1758 (576 amino acids)
Biological process (GO): positive regulation of mitotic metaphase/anaphase transition; protein K11-linked ubiquitination; anaphase-promoting complex-dependent catabolic process
Cellular component (GO): anaphase-promoting complex; nuclear periphery
Molecular function (GO): protein binding
Source: RefSeq, a predicted model, not a curated record